Messenger RNA from Phyllostomus hastatus (greater spear-nosed bat), 2049 nucleotides. RefSeq names its product coiled-coil domain containing 148 (gene CCDC148). The transcript has 15 exons. Lineage: Eukaryota; Metazoa; Chordata; Mammalia; Chiroptera; Phyllostomidae. Bases 56 to 1906 code for a protein of 616 amino acids. The record is from RefSeq and is a predicted model, not a curated record.
GAGAGCCUAGGAGUGGGCGUUUCACUUUUCCUGCUUCUGGGGAGCCCCUAAGGCUAUGCCCAUUGACAUGUGUGCAGCUUCUGCUUCUCCAGAUGUGGAAAACAUGAAUAAAAGAGACCGACCAUUCAUGACAAUGCAGAAAAACAAUAGCUCAGAUAAUCUGGUAUUCCAUCUGAAAAAUGGAAUGAGAAGCAUUAAGUAUAAGCCAGUAGACUAUCAGCAAAUGCAUGCAUUAACUGAAGCAAAAAAAUUAGCUGCUGCCUCCACAGAGCUAAAGAUCAGAAAAGCAGUGCAGACUUCAAAGGCAUCUAAGGAACAAACACUGAUAAAACAGCACAGACAGGUGUGGUGGCAGGAACACCAGAGGCUGAAUGAAGUCAGGGGUAAAGUGGAAUCUGAAAUAAAAUCUUUUCUCAAUGAAGAGAACCUUGGAAAUGAAUGUCUUUCUGACCUUAGGAAUUUUGAACAAGAGUUAUCAGAAAAAUGGUGCAUAUAUCUUAAAAAUGUAAUAAAUCCUCUUCAGCAAUUGAGAGAAGAUCUAAAAUACAGACAGUAUCACAGUCCACAGCAUUCAUACUCACAUACUGAGUUUAACUCAGUGAAAGUACUAGAAGAGGUUGACUUUGUGAAGAAACAAUUAAAAGCUGUCUUUGAAGAACUUAGCCUGGAGCAACAGAAAUUCGAAAAUGAUCUUUCAGACUUGAGUAUUAAAAUACUAGAUCAUUAUUCAGAAGAAAGGAGUAACUUGCUUAGUGAAUUGCCCCCAGAAUUGGAAGCUUUGGAAUGUCCAUACCCUGAUUUGAAAUCUUCCAUUUUUAAGGAGUUCUGUAACUUUACAGAGAAAUAUCAAAAGAAACUUCAUGAAUUUGAUCUGCAGUUAGAAGAUAUAUACAGAAACUUCCAGUUAAGUGAAGAAGAUCACUGGAUUUACCAGUCUGUUUUGGAUCAGUAUCCUGGAGAUCUUUGUGGCAGAAGGACUCUGUAUCUUGACAUGUUACAAAGAUAUUUUCCUCACAAAUCUAGGCAUGCUUUGGUUGAACAUGAGAAAUGCUAUCACCAGUAUCGCUUCACUAGGGAGCAGCGAAGGAUCCUAGUAUCAAACUGGAAUAAUAAUAGGAGACAUUUUAUACGGAAGGCUGUGCUGAUGCUUGCUGAAGCCUGUGCAACUUAUGAAAUGGAGAAUGCAUUGGCUAAGGACAGAAAAAAGCAACAGGAACUGUGUGCUGACCUGAAAUCUAAGGUUCUUCAAUGGCAAGCCCAGCAGGAAGAGGUAGCAAAACUGGAAAUGGAAAUUUCUGCCAGAAGAAAAGAAAAGGAAGAGGAGAAAGAGAAACUAUGGAAGAGGAAGGAAUUGUUGCAAAGAGAAGAGAAGAAAAAAAAGAUAAGAAAAUACUGGGCUAAAAAAGAACGGAAUUGGCAAGAAAUGGAAAUGAGAGAUCUUCAGCAUCUAGAAGAACUGAAGAAAUUAAUGGCUGAACAGUCGGCAAAAGACAGAGAAAGGGUUAACUAUAGACAACAAUUGUUGGAAAAGCGUUUGAUGGAGAAAAAAGAAGUGGCUCUUCAAGAAGCACUUGAAGAAGAAGAGAGAGAGAGGCGGCUAGAAGCCCUUAGGAGACAGGUUGCUAUUGUUGCUCAAUUUGAUCCUGUUAGAAUGAUGUCAGAUACAAUGGCAUCGAAAGCAAGAAUGGGUAUUGGAAUUGAGGAAGAAUUUAUUCUUCAAAAGCCACUCUUCACAUUGAAUACAUACAAUGAACAGCAGAUAAUUUCUGACCCUAGACUUCGUUUUGAGUUAGCACUUCGAGAAGCUGGACUUCAUAAAACCUUUUAUGCCAAACAGAUAUUACCAAAAAUCAGUCCUCAAAAACCUCCAAGAAAGGACAUGGAGUCUACUGUGUUUAAAAUUUAGAGUUCAUCUUCAAAUCCUAUUAAAUGUAAACAAAAUUUUUCUCUGAAUACAUUUAUAUGGAUAACAAUAAUUAUUGCUUUGUAAAAUUUUUAACUAUAUCAGACAUAGAAAUCAUAGUAUCUGUUAUGGUUAGAGCUGUGGAA